AUGGAAAAUCGAAAGAACGUGACUGAAUUCAUUUUAGUGGGUCUCACACAGAGCCCCGAUAUGCAGAAGUUAUUCUUCGUUGUGUUUUUCAGUGUGUACAUUGCAACUCUGGUGGGGAAUCUUCUUGUUGUGGUAACUAUAAUCUCCAGCUCGACUCUGGGGUCCCCUAUGUAUUUCUUCCUUGCCUACCUGUCCUUAAUCGAUACCUGCUACUCCACCUCCAUCACCCCCAAAAUGCUCGUAGAUCUGCUGUCCAUGAGGAAAACCAUUUCCUUCAACCGAUGUAUGGCUCAACUCUUUAUCGAACAUUUGUGUGCUGGGGCUGAGAUAGUCCUUCUCUUGGCCAUGGCCUAUGACCGGUACGUGGCCAUCUGUAACCCCCUGCACUACAUAACCAUUAUGAGGCAGACCGUGUGCAGCCUGUUGGUGGGGGUGGCUUGGGGCGGGGGCUUUCUUCACGCAACCCUGCAGAUUCUCUUCAUGUCGCCUUUACCAUACUGUGGUCCCAAUGUGAUCGAUCACUUCAUGUGCGAUCUGUUCCCUUUGCUGAAACUCGCCUGCACCGACACCCACAUCUUCGGUCUGCUAGCCGUGGCCAACAGCGGGGCGAUGUGCACUUUGAGUUUUUUUCUUUUGGUCAUUUCUUACGUCGUCAUCUUCCGUUCCCUGAAAAAUCAGAGUUCUCCAGGGAGACGCAAAGCUCUUUCCACUUGCGUCUCCCACGUCAUCGUUGUGAUCUUCUUCUUUUUCCCCUGCAUUUUCACAUACAUGAGACCCGUGUCCACCUUCCCAAUAGAUAAGUCGGUGGCUGUAUUUUUUACCAUCAUCACCCCUAUAUUAAAUCCCAUAGUUUACACUGUGAGAAAUGCAGAGGUGAAAAGUGCCAUGAGGAAGUUAUGGAGCCCCAAAGCGACUUCAGGUUGCAAAUAG
This is a messenger RNA of Ornithorhynchus anatinus (platypus), 930 nucleotides long. RefSeq names its product olfactory receptor 4C12-like. Gene Ontology annotation, cellular component: membrane. The record is from RefSeq and is a predicted model, not a curated record. Gene Ontology annotation, biological process: G protein-coupled receptor signaling pathway. The coding region runs from base 1 to 930 and encodes 309 amino acids. Gene Ontology annotation, molecular function: olfactory receptor activity; G protein-coupled receptor activity. NCBI's taxonomy places the organism in Eukaryota, Metazoa, Chordata, Mammalia, Monotremata, Ornithorhynchidae. The transcript has a single exon.